UCGAAGCAAAUGGUGGGUAUUUGUCGUUUCUAAUGGCUGAGUAAUAUUCCAUUGUAUACAUAGACCACAUCUUCAAUUUAUUUUCUAAAAAACAUUGGCAGAAACCUAAUAUUUGCUCUAUAAAAGUCCAUUUCUCAAAGCUCAUCCCAUUUAAUAGUUGUAAUUUAUUCUACUUGUCUCCCUCCACUGCCCUCCCUCUCUCUUACAUACACAGACCUUUUCUUCAUAUAUAAUGUAAUAAUUUCCUUCUCCAUUUGAGCCCAGGCUUAUUACAAAUAAUCUACAUUGAGAAAUAGACACAGUUACUUAGGUUUAAUCACAUGAAAUUGCUGACCUACAAAAAAAGCAUUCUGUAAUGUGUAUUAAUAAAUGUAUAAAAGAAAUGAAGUGGGGCCACUGGCAAAGAAAAGGGAUAAUAAAAAGUCAAUUCUAUAGGUGUCAACAUCCAGGGGGCAGAGGGGACUCUCAGGCAAGAUGCCUGAAUGCGACAGUUGCAGUCACCUACCAUGGUCAGUCCCAGCCCAUUCUAUCGCUGAUGUGUCCUCAGGGCCCCAAAGCCAGUGGAUCCCAGACUGAGGAGACCAUGUAUAAUCUGAGCUGUUACAAUCCUGGUUCCUUUAUCCUUGUGGGGAUACCUGGCCUGGAGAAGUUUCACAUCUGGAUCGGGAUACCCUUUUGUGUCAUCUAUGUUCUGGCUCUUGUGGGUAACUGCACCCUCCUCUACCUCAUUGCAGUGGAGCACAGCCUCCAUGAGCCCAUGUUUUUCUUCCUAGCUAUGCUGGCUACCACGGACCUCAUCCUGUCCACUGCCACAGUGCCCAAACUGCUCACUAACCUCUGGCUGCACUCCCAGGAAAUAACCUUCUCUGGCUGUCUCACCCAGAUGUUUUUCCUCCACUUCAGCUUUGUAGUCGACUCAGCCAUCCUGUUGGCCAUGGCAUUUGAUCGCUACGUUGCCAUCUGCUUCCCCUUGAGGUACACCACCAUCCUGACUCCGCAGGUGAUCAUCAAGCUUGCAGCGAGCAUUGUUGUAAGGAGCUUCUCUGUCAUCUUGCCAGAUGUUUUUCUGCUGAAACGGUUACCCUUCUGUGGGACACGCAUCAUACCACACACAUACUGUGAGCACAUAGGUGUUGCUCGGCUUGCCUCUGCUGACAUCUCCAUCAACAUCUGGUAUGGCUUUUCUGUGCCUCUUAUGACUGUCAUCUCAGAUGUGAUCAUUAUUGCUGUUUCCUAUACCUUCAUCCUCCGUGCUGUCUUUCAGCUCUCAUCUCAGGGUGCCCGCCAGAAGGCCCUCAGCACUUGUGGUUCUCAUGUCUGUGUCAUUCUCAUGUUUUACACACCUGCCUUCUUCUCCAUCCUUGCCCAUCGCUUUGGGCAUAGUGUCCCUCGAAAUUUGCUUAUCCUGUUUGCCAACCUCUAUGUGGCCAUCCCCCCCGCUCUCAAUCCUAUUGUCUAUGGAGUGAAGACUAAGCAGAUCCAGGACAAAUUUAUUCUCCUCUUCUCUUUGAAGAAGACACAAUGAGUGGGGGAGAGUCACUGAAGGAGAAGUUUAAGUAAAAAUAGACUAGGUGAAAUUUUAUAGAACACAGACAUAAAAAUAAAACUGUAACUCCCAUUAACUUGAAAUUUUAGGGUUCUAGCUGUAUGCAAAGUAUGGGAAGGGAGGAAACAGGAGAAAGAAAAUACUCUAGACUUUCAGAGAAUCAAGGGUUUUCUUGAUCAAUUUUCUCAUCAUUUAUAUGAAGGAGGUGAUAAUGGGUACACAAGAGCACUAAUGCUCAGGUUUACAUUUUUCCUGUUGCUAAUUUUGAGAUAUUUGAAGGCUAGGUAUUUCCUAACAUACAACUCACCCCCGUGUUUCUCAUUUGCUAAGUUAAAGGCAAAGGCUCUUGUGUUCCUUUUUUCAGUAGCUAUCAAUGUUUUCAACUAUAACUACCAAACUUGCUGCUUUGCACUUCAGUCCUGAGUCUAUACACUUUAAAUCCCACCUCCUAUGACCUGUACUUGCUUUACUUUUUUUCUUUAACCAUCUCAAAUUACAUAGAACUGAUUAUCUUUUGUAUCUGUCCUCUUAAUUUGCAUGUUCCAAGAAAAUGUUUACUACCUUUGGUCCAUAUUUUACAAUUAUUAAUUAAUUGAAUUAAACCUAAUUAUGACAGGGUAAUAUUGGUUAAUUCAUUUCACAGAUGAGGAAAUGGAGACUUAUGAAAUGAUAGAAAGACAAUUAGUAGAUUUAGGAUCCAAACCCAGGUCUGUCUGAUUCAGAAUUCUUUAUCCAAUUGCUUCCUGGAUGUCUACUCACUUGAAUGGCUUUCAAAUGCCUCCAACUUAAUUUCUCCAAAACUGACCUGGGAAUUCACUAACUUCUUCCAUAAAAAGUGCCCUUCCUUUUCAGUCUUCUUUUACAGUGAAUGGCACUACCACCAACAUGAAUUCCCAAGCCAGAAACCUAUGGUUUGUCCUUGAUUUAUCCUACAUCACACUCCAACAAAAUUAAGUCAAUAUUUGGGUUAAAUAUUUUAUUUAAAGUUGCUUAUAAGUGAUACUAGUAGAUAUAUACAUGAAAUUCUCACCUCUUUCAUGACCAUGACCAGCUUGCCUGGGCCCUUCUCUAACAUCCAUCCCUCUGAGAGUAUUUCAAAGUCAUCUUUUUAAAGGAGUUCCAUCCCUGCUCCAUUCAAUCCAUUCUCUCUAUAAAAGCUAGAGUGAUCAUUUUAGAAUUCAUAUGAUGGUGUCACAUUGCACCUUGCAUCUCUUGAAUAAUUCUAUUGUCUUUAGGAUCAAUUCAAGGAAUGGGAGAAUUUAUUUUUUUUUUAUUUUUAUUUUUUUUUGGAAUGGGAGAAUUUAAUGAAAAGAGCAAUCUUCCCUGAACUCAGAGCUUUACAUUUAAUUUACCUUUAUUUAUACUUCAUUUAUAUUUAUUUCACUUAAUUUGCAUAUCUCUGACUCUGAGCAAGUAAUUUCAGAAGCGAUAUUCUUUUUGUGUGUGUCAUACUCAAUGUCUUGUUACUUAACAACAAGUUGGUGUGAGUGUAGAGUGUGUAUUGACUGGAGUUGGGUAGGAGCCAUCUAUGUUUCUCUUAAGAAACCAUCCCAGGAUAAAAAUGCCUAUUUCCUAACAAUUUCCACUGAAAAGGAAGCAAUAAAUUUAAUCAAGAUGAGCAUAUUAAAUUACUUGGGAAUAAGAAGUAAAGAGUAAAAUUGGUAUAAUGGAUAAGAUCUCUGUGUACGUUGGUCUGUGUGUGUGUUGACAUUUUCUUUGCUGUCUGUACUGUCCUUAGGCAGUUCAAAAAAUACACAAGCAGGGCUGCUUUAUCUAUGCCAUAAUUACAAAUCAUAAUACUUAUUUGCAUGUUUAUCUAUCGAUGCCUACAUCAUGAGUUCCUUGAAGGAAGAAACUUAGUCCUAGGCAUCUUCUUAUACCCUUUUAUAUGAAAAUAUCUAACAUGUGUUCUCAGUAAAGGUUUCAUACAUCUUCAAACUUUAUCAGAAACCUCUUCCUUAAGGCCAUUAUACCUUACUUUUCCUUUCUUCCUUCUCUAUCCAAUUUAGAUUCCAUACUAUAUUAUUGCAGUCUUUGUCUUGUUUAUCCUAAACUCGACUGUCUCUCUUACAUACUCAGGAAUCCUAAUGAAUCCUGAUGAAGUUAGCCCUGUAUUUUGGGGAACUUGGAGAAAAAGACUGCACAAGACAUACUGAUACUACAGUUCAUGAAUUCAGACAAUACACAACCAGACUUGCCUACUUUCAGCUUCUCAAAUGCAUCAGAUUUCUCCUUUUCUCUUCCACAUGUGCUUUCUCUUUAUUCUUUGCCUAGCAAUUUAUGUUUAAGCUUCAACUAAAAAUACCCUUAGAUAUUCCUUUUUUAGUCCUGUAUUUGACUACUACCUUUCACAUACAUUCUCAUUGUACAAUGUACUUUUCAUUUUAAGACUUACCGCAACUUUAAUAAGGUGAUUGCUCAUAUACUCAGUUGUUUAAUGUCUAUUCCUCCAUUAUAUGUCAUCAAGAACCAGGUUCAUGCCUGCCUUGUUUAUCAUUGCUUCCUAUCAUUUAGAAGCUCCUGCUUUGUAAUAGGAAUGCAAUAGGGCAGCCCAGGUGGCUCAGCAGUUUAGUGCCACCUUGA
Canis lupus familiaris (dog) is the source of this 4129-nucleotide messenger RNA. It is a transcript of the gene OR52H9, whose product is annotated as olfactory receptor family 52 subfamily H member 9. Gene Ontology annotation, molecular function: G protein-coupled receptor activity; olfactory receptor activity. Gene Ontology annotation, cellular component: membrane. Lineage: Eukaryota; Metazoa; Chordata; Mammalia; Carnivora; Canidae. The transcript has a single exon. The coding region runs from base 356 to 1525 and encodes 389 amino acids. Gene Ontology annotation, biological process: G protein-coupled receptor signaling pathway. The record is from RefSeq and is a predicted model, not a curated record.